GAUUGCGUGGGUCGACUUCGCCAAUGAGUACGCCAAAACUGAAGUAACGGUGAAACUCUGUCAGUCGGCGUUCUAACGUGAGACAAGGUGCGUUCAGUGUUUGCUUUCGCUCGGCCGCAACUUCAGAAAUUCUCAAUUGAAACGGAAGUUAGCACGGUGCAUGCGCAAUGGAGAAAACCGCGGAUACUCAUCCAACUUCCUGUAACUUUUUGGAGUUCAACAAGAUGUCUAAAGUAAAGAAAAUUUUAGAUGAUGCUCGUGAACAAAAUAAUCCAGAAAUCGACCUGGUUGAUAAAGGGAUUACGUCUUUUGAAGAAAUGCCAGCUCUCAUGGUCAUGCAAAACAUAACCAGAUUGACUCUCAGUCAUAACAAAAUUAUUGUGGUAUCUCCAGUUAUUGCAAAUAUGCCUAAUCUUGAAUCUUUGAAUCUUUUUAACAACCAUAUUGAGGAUCUUCCAACUUCAAUAUCAUCCCUUCCAAAAUUAAAGAUCUUGAAUCUUGGAAUGAACAGACUGUGUACUUUGCCUAGAGGGUUUGGUGCUUUUCCACAGUUGGAAGUAUUGGAUCUGACGUACAAUAACCUGAAUGAGAAAAGCUUGCCUGGGAACUUUUUUAUGAUUGAAACUCUUCGAGCUUUAUAUUUGUGUGAUAAUGAUUUUGAAUUUUUGCCACCAGAAGUUGGACAGCUUAAGAACUUACAAAUAUUAGGUCUCCGAGAAAAUGACCUGUUAAGUUUGCCUAAGGAAAUUGGCGAACUUACAAGAUUAAGAGAGUUGCAUAUUCAAGGGAAUCGGCUACAAUUUUUGCCUCCAGAACUUGGUAAUUUGGAUCUACUUGGUCAUCAUUGUGUUGUAAGAAUGGAUAAUAAUCCAUGGGUUCCUCCAAUAGCAGAUCAGUUGCAACUUGGAGUCACGCAUGUUAUUGAAUACAUUCGUUCAGAUACGUAUAAAUAUUUAUUCAACCGUCAGAAGCCUGCAUUAUCUCCUCCUCCAAAACGAAAUGAUAAAACUAAGAAAAUAAGUCGCAAGAGAGAUCACAAUUGAUUAUUUUGUGGAGAUAUGUUUGAAUAUUUAAAUGUUUUUAGAAGUUGUGUUUAUCAUAUGACUUUCAUGACCCUGUAUAUAAUUUUGUUUCUUAUCUUGUCCUUGCAAAAUGUUAACAUUUCUUGCCAUUUUUUGUGUAAUAAUGUAAUUUUUAAUUUUCAUAUUUAGUUUUAAAGCCUUUCAACAAUAUAUCUUUAACUUGCAAAAUAAGUGUUUUCCUGUUGAUAUGUCAUUCAUUUUAUUUGUCUAUGGGAAUGAUGCAAUUUUUCCCUUAGGUAUACAUAAUUGUUUUGGCAUUUCCAACAGUUUUCAUCAUAAAAUUUUAUAUAACUUUGGAAAACUUAAUCUGAAAUCGACGAUUUUAAAAUUUUUACUGGUUGUAUAUUGCUAGUUUUUUUUUUAAAAAACUUUGUAAUAAAUUUAUCUUAAGAGGUAUGAUUCAAUAAUAAAAUACUUUAUGUUUGAAAUAUUUUAAUAUUAAAAUAUUUUAUUUCUUCAACAGCUGUUGCUAUUAUUUUAGACAUGUGUUCAAAGAAAUAUUCCGCGUUUUUAUGUGAAAGAAUUUGUAUGAUCGAUUCUAUUUUUGUUUUGCACAAAGUGUUUUUCGAAUAUUCAGCAGUUCUUUAUAUGAUAUAGAUAAAUGUCUGAAAAUAAUAUAAAAUUUAACACUUUAUUUGUUUAUAGUUUUACAAACCUAUAU
This is a messenger RNA of Argiope bruennichi, 1743 nucleotides long. RefSeq names its product ras suppressor protein 1-like (gene ics). NCBI's taxonomy places the organism in Eukaryota, Metazoa, Arthropoda, Arachnida, Araneae, Araneidae. Bases 168 to 1043 code for a protein of 291 amino acids. Gene Ontology annotation, molecular function: protein binding. The record is from RefSeq and is a predicted model, not a curated record. The transcript has 9 exons.